AUGCUGCUGCUUACAGGCGGGCCCUUCCCAGUCAUCGGCGGCCCCGGCCACCAGAAGUUGACAGCGUUCCUCAAGAGCUAUGCCGCGACGCUGCCCGCGCCGCCCACCGCUCUGCUAGUGGUGUCUGGGCACUGGGAGGAGAGCACCCCAAGUGUCACCAGCGCUUCAAAUCCUGCUCUGGUGUAUGAUUACUACGGUUUUUCACCUGAGAGCUAUGAGCUCAAGUACCCCGCCCCGGGUAGCCCCAAGCUCGCCGACAGAGUGUGCAGCCUGCUGCAGGCAGCUGGCAUGCAGUGUCGAAAGGAUGCCAAGCGUGGCUGGGAUCACGGCACAUUCAUCCCGCUGAUGCUGAUGUUUGGGGAGGCGCAAAUUCCCGUGGUCCAGCUCUCGCUGCUCGCUUCCCUGGAUCCAGCGGAGCACAUCCGCAUGGGAGAGGCGCUGGGGCCGCUGCAGGAGGAGGGUGUGGCCAUCAUCGGCUCCGGCUCCUCCUUCCACAACCUCCCCGCCCUCUUUGCAGCCAUGGGCGGCGACAGCAGCGCGCUGGCCCGCAGCAAGCAGUUUGACGAAUGGCUGCAGCAUGUGUGCACGGAUCCCUCGCUCAGCUACGAGAAGCGUGCCGAGGUGCUGUCGGAAUGGCGCAAGGCGCCCGAGGGGCCUUACGCCCAUCCUCGGGAGGAGCACCUGCUGCCGCUUCAUGUGGUGUUUGGCGCCGGCAAGGGGGAGGCGGGGAAGCUGGUAUUUGACGACAUGGCCAUGGGAGUGAAGUGCAGCUCCAUCCAGUGGGGCUGA
Chlorella variabilis is the source of this 789-nucleotide messenger RNA. RefSeq lists its product as hypothetical. NCBI's taxonomy places the organism in Eukaryota, Viridiplantae, Chlorophyta, Trebouxiophyceae, Chlorellales, Chlorellaceae. The record is from RefSeq and is a predicted model, not a curated record. Gene Ontology annotation, molecular function: zinc ion binding; oxidoreductase activity, acting on single donors with incorporation of molecular oxygen; ferrous iron binding. The transcript has 4 exons. Bases 1 to 789 code for a protein of 262 amino acids.